Molecule: messenger RNA, 9843 nt
Organism: Betta splendens (Siamese fighting fish)
Lineage: Eukaryota; Metazoa; Chordata; Actinopteri; Anabantiformes; Osphronemidae
Gene: helz
Product: helicase with zinc finger
Exons: 33
Coding region: 139-6423 (2094 amino acids)
Biological process (GO): regulatory ncRNA-mediated post-transcriptional gene silencing
Cellular component (GO): cytosol; P granule
Molecular function (GO): metal ion binding; helicase activity
Source: RefSeq, a predicted model, not a curated record
UCGCUCGCACGCACGCACGCACACACACCCCAGUCCCAUCAACCUUCAGAUCAGUACAUCCCACUAUGCUUUGCGAUGGUCUGACAAGUGGAUCCAAGAUGGCGUAGAAAGUAAAGCUAGACGUUUUGUCCCUGAGUCAUGGCAGACAGGAGAGCGGAGAAGUCAUGUGAAGAAGCCAGCAGAUCGUUAGCCAGGCGGGAGUAUGAGGUGGCAGUCACCCACAGUACGGACGCCCUUGUGUUCCUUGCACCACAAGCCCCAUCCUCUGGUGCCCCUGUCCCACCGAGCCCCACGUCCCUUAUUGCCGCCGGGUCCCUGCGCAGCCGUGCACUGCUCUACAGAAUCGCUGCCUUCCUGCAGCUGAAAAACUAUGAUGAAGCUGAUGAAGACUGCAAACAUGUCCUGGCAGGAGAGAUUGCCAGGGGAGACGGUUCGCUACAGGCCAGCUUGCGCUCCAUGCUGUUGGAUGGCAGCUUGCAGGAGGUGGCCAGCAUCCUCUCUAAAGCCUUAUAUGGAGAACCAAUGAAUGGUAUUAUCACAAAGGACCUGACUAGAUUGAAAAUGCUUCUCUCAGAAAUAGAGGCUAUAAAUAGGGAGAUGGCACCACCAGAAUACACCGAUGACCAGGAGGAAGAGGUCCAAGAUGGCUGGCAGUUCCGGCCUCCUCCCCGAGGAGUCACCAGCAGUGAGGAGUAUACCCUCUGUAAAAGGUACUUGGAGCAGGGUCUGUGUCGGUAUGGGGCUCAGUGUACAUCAGCCCACUCCCAGGAGGAACUUAUGGAGUGGCAAAAGCGCUAUGCGUCACGCCUCAUCCGCCUCAAACAGCAGCAGGAGAGCAAGCACUUCACUGAAAACUACAUGGAGACCCUGAUAGAGAAAUGGAUGAACUCCCUGUCCCCAGAGAAAGUGCUGAGUGACUGUUUAGAUGGAGUAAAUGUUGAUACCAGCUCCAGCCUCUCUGUUACCGUUACCACCAAAAAAUCCUCCCACUCCUGGACCUUUUCAUUGUUGUGCAAGCCUGCUAGAAAACUGAAUCGCGUUGCCUUGCUCUAUGAUGCGCACCGACCACACUUCUUCAUCACAGGUGUAUCAGAUGGGGAGCGGCUCCAAGCCGUACCCAAAGGCUGCCAAGAGUGGACUCCAGGAGAAGAAACAGCAUUACCAGCAGACAAUGGCCUUGACCACUGUAUCUACAAGGUGGCUGUGGGCUUCAGCACAGAGAUCUUUGGUACCUUUCGACAGACUGUAGUUUUUGACUUUGGUUCAGAACCUGUGCUGAUGCAGCGAAUCAUGGUGGAUGCUGCCUCUAUUGAAGACCUGGAACACCUAAUGGCAGCCAGGCAGCAGCUUUUGAUGACUGCAAAACGCUGGGACUCUUCAUGUAAGACCAUUGUAGAAUUUAGUCCUAAUGAGAUGGCUGAUCUGGAGCGCAGCCUUCUUUCGCGGUAUCAGAUCCCUUUGUCUGCUGACCAGCUCUUCACCCAGUCAGUCCUGGACAAGACUCUGACCAAAGACAAUUACCAGGCCCGACUGCAUGACCUGCUUUACAUAGAGGAAAUUGCACAAUAUAAGGAAGUUAGCAAGUUUAACAUCAAAGUCAACCUCCAGCUAGUCACUAGCUUCAUGCUCACUGGCAUCUCUGUUGGAGCCAAGUAUGCCCAAAAUGGGCAGCUCUUUGCACGUUUUAAACUCACUGAAACACUGUCUGAGGACACAUUGGCUGGGAGGCUAGUGAUGACCAAGGUGAAUUCAGUCCUGCUGCUUCCAUUGGGCCGUGAAGGGUUCAUCAGUCAGCCACCUCCUGGAGUCAAAGAGCGUGUUUAUGAGGCUGUGAUUGAGGAGAAGACCAAGGAGUACAUUUUUCUAAGGAUCUGCAAAGACUGCUGUGACGAGUUGGGGCUCCAACCUGACAGAGAAUUACAGGUGGAGCUUCAGUUCCAGCUCAACAGACUGCCACUCUGUGAGAUGCACUAUGCCCUGGAUCGCAUCAGAGAGAAUACCAUCCUUUUCCCAGACAUUAGCCUUGUUCCUACCAUCCCAUGGAGCCCCAACAGGCAGUGGGAUGAGCAGCUGGAUCCUCGUCUGAAUGCAAAGCAGAAAGAGGCUAUCCUGGCCAUCACCACACCCAUCUCUGUCCCCCUGCCCCCAGUCCUGAUCAUUGGGCCCUAUGGCACAGGCAAGACAUUCACCCUGGCACAGGCUGUCAAGCACAUCCUUCGCCAAGAACACAGCAGGGUCCUGAUCUGCACCCAUUCAAACAGUGCUGCUGAUCUUUACAUUAAGGACUACCUUCACCCUUACGUUGAAGCAGGCAAUCCGCACGCCAGACCUCUCAGGGUAUACUUCCGGAACCGCUGGGUGAAGACAGUCCACCCAGUAGUCCAGCAGUACUGUCUCAUCUCCAACACGCAGGUCACUUUCCAAAUGCCCUCGAGGGAGGACGUCCUCAGGCACCGUGUGGUGGUGGUCACCCUCAGCACCUCCCAGUACCUCUGCCAGCUUGACUUGGAGCCUGGUUUGUUCACUCAUAUCCUGUUGGAUGAAGCGGCUCAGGCCAUGGAGUGUGAAACCAUCAUGCCUUUUGCUCUAGCUAGCAAGACCACCCGUGUUGUGCUGGCUGGAGACCAUAUGCAGCUCAGUCCAUUUGUGUAUAGCGAGUUUGCACGGGAGCGUAACCUGCAUGUGUCGCUGCUGGACCGACUGUAUGAGCACUACCCUCCUGAGUUCCCCUGUCGCAUCCUCCUCUGUGAGAACUACCGCUCUCAUGAAGCUAUCAUCAACUACACAUCAGAGUUAUUUUAUGAAGGAAAGCUAAUGGCAAGUGGAAAACAGCCUUCCCAUAAGGACUUUUAUCCUCUGACGUUCUUCACAGCAAGAGGAGAAGACGUGCAGGAGAAGAACAGCACUGCCUAUUACAACAAUGCUGAGGUCUUUGAGAUUGUUGAGCGGGUUGAGGAGUUGCGUAAAAAGUGGCCAGUGGCCUGGGGUAAGUUGGACGAGGGCAGCAUCGGAGUGGUGUCACCGUAUGCUGACCAGGUGUUUCGCAUUCGUGCUGAGCUUCGUAAGAAGAGAAUGCAUGAGGUCAGCGUGGAAAGAGUGCUUAAUGUUCAAGGUAAACAGUUCCGGGUGCUGUUUCUCAGCACGGUAAGGACGCGGUACACUUGCAAGCACAAGCAAACGGCCAUCAAGCGCAAAGAGCAGCUAGUCGAGGACUCAACAGAGGACCUCGACUAUGGUUUCCUCUCCAACUACAAGCUCCUCAAUACUGCCAUAACCAGAGCACAAUCACUGGUUGCAGUUGUAGGAGACCCCAUAGCACUGUGCUCUGUUGGGCGAUGCAGAAAAUUCUGGGAGCACUUUAUCUCCAUCUGCCAUGAAAACUCAAGCCUUCACGGCAUCACCUUUGAGCAGAUCAAGGCACAGCUGGAGGCCCUGGAGCUCAAGAAGACCUACGUCCUCAACCCACUGGCUCCAGAAUUCAUCCCUCGAGCCCUCAGGCCCCUACAGGGGCUUCACUCUUCCUCACAGCCCCUCCACCCUCACCAUCAUGUGCAUCCUCAGCACGUGCAGCCUGCGUUGAACAAGCAAGGCCCACAACAGCCCCAGCAGCAACAGCAGUCACCGCCCAAGGGGAAACAUGCAAACCACACAGAUCAUCUUCCACCUGAAGGAUACAUCCAACCAAACCCAGCUGUGCUGAUGGGAAACCCGAUUCGGGCAUAUACACCACCACUGGCUGGGACACCUGCUGGUAUAGGCAAGUCUCCCAGUCCUGUGCAGAGGAUAGAUCCUCAUACAGGCACCAGUAUCCUCUAUGUGCCAGCUGUGUAUGGUGGAAACAUGGUGAUGCCCGUGCCCCUACAUUUACCAUGGCCAGGUUACCAGAACAGGUUUGCUGUGGACCCUCGCAUCAUGAGCCACCCAGCAGCCAUGGCCUACAACUUUAAUCUGCUGCAGGCCCAGAACCGAGGCUCCCCCCUCCCUUACAGUGCCGUUGCCCAUCCCUCUCCCCUAGGCAUGAGUCAGCCAAGCCCAGACAAGGAACUACAGGCAGACACUAUAAGAAACGGGAAAUUAGAAGCAUGUCCAAAGUCAGAACAGAACCGUCUUCAGACACCAGAGAGAAAAACAACAGACAUGAAGGAAAAACAGGGAGAUUUAGACACAGGCCAAAGUCGAAAUCUAGACUCACAACUGGAUGGCCUUGUUGGAUAUCCCAAUGCGCUGCUUCAUCGAAAAGACCCCUCAGCUUCGCACAGACCUCUCAACUACCACCUUGCGCCACCCAACCCAGCAUUUCCACCUGCCAGUGGAAGAGCCUUCCCUCCACAGUAUCCCGUCUCCAGGCUUCCUUAUCGAGUUGGUCAGCCUCAGCACCCAGGGAUGGCCCAACAGAAUCCUCAGCAGCAGCAGCAGCAGCAGCAGCAGCAGCAGCAACAGCUCAGUCCUGCUUACACUGGUGGCAGCCAUAAUGCUUCCUUCUUUAAUGGUCCCAUGCCAGCUCACAGGGCUCUCCAGUCUCCUACUUUGGACGGACCAGAUUCUGGAGGGGUGGAAGAGAUGAGCAGUUCUAUUAGGCCCCCAAUGGGCCAUCCAGGAGGUCACCACCCUGGCCUGUCACAGCACAACAGGGUCAACAGCUUUGGGGAGGAUGGACAGGAUGGAGGCUUGGGAGAUGGUUUGGACCUCCAAGGUCCCUUGGCUCUAGAGGCCCUAAGCCAGCAGCAGGCAGCCAGGCUGGGUCAGUGGGGUGAGGCAGCAGGCCCUUUCCUUCAAGGCAGUGUUGCUUUUCCUAUGCCCCAACAGCUUGCCCACCUUGCUCAGCCCAGUAUGGCUCGAUUUCCUCAUCAGCUGCUCCGCGCAGCCAGUUGGGGCUUUAGUGCCAAUAUGGAGGACGAUACUGUUUCUUCUGCCUCUUCUGGUCCAGUUUUCAACAGGUAUCCUGGCCUCCUAAGGGAAAUGCCUCCUCAAGAACAAACUGAACCCAGGGAAGCAGCUGAGAUGCAGCCUCCUCCUCAGUCUCGUCUCCUCCAGUAUCGCCAGUCUCGUGCCUCAGGUGACCCUUCAUCAUCUUUAGGUGCCGCCUCCAAUCAUGUUGGGCCUUUUCCAUCAGGACCUUACUCGCAUGACAUCGGUCGCGACGUCCUUAACGACAACCCUCUUAACAAACCAGCUCUGCAACAGCAACAUCACCCGGGGAACUCCAUGUUCAACACUGGUAGCUACCCACAGCAGCCACCAGCUCACUCUGCCAGUCCCCCACCCGCCCAGGUCAAGUACCUUCUGCAGGAUGCUCAGUGGUCCCACAGUGGAGCUGCAUCUGUGAGCCCGCCACAACAGAACCACCCGUUAGGGAACCAGGGUCACGGCUUACCUUAUGGACUGCCCAUCAUGGCUCACCCUAGCAGGCCAGAGCAAGUUCACCUGAUGCAGCUUCACCAUCAGCACCAGCAGCAGCAGCAGCAGCAUCACCACCACCACCAACAUCAACAACAAAGUCGAGGUCAAGAACAAGAGUCCUACCAUCCACUGUCCCCCAGAACAUCAGCAGCUGCAGCCCUUCACAACGUAGAUGAGUAUGAACCCAGAGGUCCAGGUCGGCCUCUUUAUCAGCGCCGCAUCUCCACAGGCUAUCCAGAUGAACCAUCUCCAGCCAACGCCCACAAUUCUCUCUCCCAGCAGUCACAGCCCUGUACAUCAGAACACCAGGACCACCCCCAUCCACACAUGCAGCAUCAUCAACAGCCACAGCCCUCUUAUAUUUAUCCCUCACCUGACCCCUGGCCUAGUAAUGGUGCAGGUCCCAGCCCGUUCCAAAACAUUCCAUGUAAUGGAGCUGGCACACUUGCGCAGCACCGGGACCUUAUGGCUUCCAAGGCCGUUCGGCAGACAAGUGAGCAGGUUAAGGCUGAGGCCACAGCAGUACAGCAGGCGCACCCACACGCUCUGAAUUCCUUUCAGCACCUUGGACAGUUUCCUCCUCUCCUGCCCAGCAACAAGCAGCAGCAACAACAACAACAACAACAACAACAGCAGCAGCAACAACAACAGCAGCAGCAACAACAACAGCAGCAGCAGCAACAACAGCAGCAGCAGCAGCAACAACAGCAGCAGCAGCAACAACCGCAGCAGCAACAACAACAGCAGCAGCAACAACCGCAGCAGCAACAACAACAGCAGCAGCAACAACCGCAGCAGCAACAGCAGGCACCGCCGCAGACUCCCACAGAGCCCAACCAAGGGGGUGCAAAUUUAAGCAAACCACCGACCAUGUCCUAUGCGAGCGCCCUCCGUGCCCCACCCAAGCCCAGAGCUGUUCGUCCAGAACAGGUCAAAAAGAACAGCGACCCCAUCUCCCUCCUCCAAGAGCUGAGUAUAGGAAGUUCAAAUGGUAGCAGUGGGUACUAUUCCUACUUCAAAUGAGUGUCACCUCUCCCACAUAAGUCGUGUAAAAAAAAAAAAAAAAAAAAAAAAAAACAGAAAAAAGGUAAACAUCUCUUAAAAACACAAAAAAAUAGUUCAAAGUGCAUUUACAGUUUGUUUCUAUCAGUAGGUUUGUUUUCUUUAUUUUGUUUCAUUCUAACCUUUUAUUUGUAACAGUCAUUUUUAUCCUGUGAAGAAAACAAGUAUAUAUAAUGAAUGCAUUACUGUUAUAUAUACAUACUCAUUAUGUAUAUAUGAAUAUAUACUUAUAUUAUCUACACUUGUAUAUGUACGUAAUGCUAAAAAAAGUAAAAUAAAAUAAAAAGGCGAGGCUUGGUUGACCACUUAGCUACCUGCCUAUGUUUCCUUAGUGAAAUUGGGUUUAGGUCAGUUACUAAAAAAGUUUUUAUCGUUUUUGUUUGUUUUUUUUGUUUGUUUUUUUUCUUUUUACUCCUCAGCUUUGAGUUUACAUCUUGAUUUAUUCAUCCUAUUGUCAUUGUGAUAAUGGGGGGGGGAGCUAAGUGUUCAACUGACAGAAACUACAUGGAACAGUGUAUAGAAGUAGAUAAAUUUCCCUCUAAUCUGUACAUAUAAAGAACUAAAGACUGAGUUGAAUGCCACAGACAUGCCCUUAAACUCCUGUAUUAUGUUAGCAUUAUAAAUUGUUUUAUGUUUGCCAGCCUUUGAUCCCUGAUUCUUGGACUUCCUCACCUGGAAAUCUUCGAGUGAUUUAGUAGUAAAUGUGACCAUUUACCCCAAAAAUACAACUAUUGGUUCUGUCUUUUUACUUUUCACCAUUGUCUCAGCAGCAACGGUAGAAACAGUAUAAAUUUGUCUAAAAAGGAACAACCACAUCAUCUCUAUUCUGUUUGUUUUAAGGAUCACAAAAACACCAUAAGUGUUAGUGUAAUAAGAUUUGAGCUGUGUGGCCCAUUCUCUGUCAGAAAAUAUUUAACUUUUUUGUGCUUGUUUUUUUUGACAGAACUAUUCUUGUCAAACAAUAUUCACAGUGGAAGUUGUAUAAAACCUUCUGAAGACCUGAAUUGUUUUUAUAAUUUUUAAAUUUUGCUGUCACUCGUGGACAUUUUUAAGGUUGCAAUACCCAGAGGGUUUGUGAAAGUGAAGAGCGUGGCGUGUGAUGAUUGAAGCUGAGGGUGUUAUCAGCUCUGCCAGUCGAAUGUUUCUGAACGCAACAUUUCAUUUGUUUUACUUUUAUUUUACAUAUAAUAACUAUCGCCCUGAAAUUUCAACGAUAAUGUAAAGGGUGUUGUAGGUUUGACGUUUUUUAUACAUUAAUUAUGUUCUGAAACCCGUUUAUUAUAUACCUGGUCUUUUAGUUUCUCAAAUAUCCAAAGAUCCUUUCUAAUUUUCUCUGUAAGACAAUCUAUAUGGUUUAAGUUUGUGAAUACAUGAACCGUUUAAUGUAUAAUAAACUCUUUCUUGAGCUGAUUUUUAUCAUCCAUACCCUCAAACAUUCAGAUGAUUUGUUAGAUAGAAGAACAUGUUGUCGCAUCUUGGUCAUGUUUUUCUGUAAUCAUACAGUGAGCUGUUCAAAAACAUACGACUGAUGGAGUGCCUGCUUUUAGACUGUGCGUAAUAAGAAUGAAUUGGUAACGUUGUUGUAGUUGUUCCUGGUCAUUUAGUUAUGAAAUGAGAUUAUCCUCUUUAUCUGAUCAGUAUGUUCAUGUGACAUCAGUAAGUGGAGGAUUAUUGGAAAAAUACCCAACCAUGUUUUUCACCUUGCACUGGAGACACACGGUGACCAGGAGCAUUUAUGUUUGAAUUGGAGUCUGUCUGUUCAGCGUGAGGAGGCCUCACGGCUGCACACACGUCAACGUUCCUGCUAAAAUACUCUCAUGCUGGAAAAAAAAUACAUAAAAGGCUUCUACAGUUUAUCUGCCCAUGUUUUUCUUUUUGAUAAAAGCAAUACUGGGAACAGUCGUGGAUGCCUGGUCCGGUCACUGCGUUUAUUGUUAAACGACCACUGCCUCAUCUGCUAGUUGGUGUAAUUGUUAUGACAUCAUCUGCUGUGUCACAGCUGUCCAAUAGCAGUAGCCAACACUUUACCGCUAAGCGCUUAGGAGGUCUGAACAGUCAGCAGGAAGAUUCACACAGACGGGUUUUAACGUUUGACAUUUCACUUCAGAGGUCCAGAUUUUUUGACUUAGUGGAGAACAACGCAUACUUGUAAAUAUGCAUUUUCUAAGUAUUUACAAACAAGAACUUUGGGAGCGCCUCAAUUUUGUAGAAGCUGUUCUAAGAAGAGGUAUGCCCUUUUUAAUUAUGCAAAUUCACAAAUAUGAUAACUAUAACGACCCAGUUGGUAGUUGCAACACCUUGUUGUCAUUUGUUGGGUUUUGUUUUCUGACGGUGUCCGGCUGAUUUCACAAGUAGGAGAGUUUAUGUUGCCGUUGUUCAAAGACGUCUUAUUUCACUGUACAAAAUUUAAUAUUUGACAUCUGAGUUGCUGGAUGUGUCCUGUUUUCGCCACUUCACAGCUGUAGAACAAUCAACAGAGGCUUUGUUUUAAAUGUGAAGGCUGUUUUCUUUCCGUGCAUGUUGAGAUGACCUGGCUGUUGUUAAUCCUUGUUUUUUUUUUAUCUGUUUUUGUUUUUGAAUGAAAACAAAAGUUUUUUGUUCAAUUACACAGUCAAAUUUCAGUAUAUUAUUUGAUGUGUACAGUACCUUGUGACAUUAUUUACAAAACUAUUAUGAUAUUUUACUAAUAUGUCAAUAUGUAAUGGUCAUGUAAACCUUUUUGUUCCCAGUUAGACGGGCUGAAGCUGAGGUUGCUCCCGGGCGUGUGCCCACUUUAUGUCUUUUUCACAAAGCAGUUGUCGGCUGAUGUCUCACAUUGUGCAAUACUAAUAUUUCACGCUUCUUCAGCUACACUUUUAUUUAUAUUUGAAGCAGAAGAGAUUGAGCCAAAGACAUUUUAAAGGGAUUUUAUUUACACAUGUUCUAUAAAUGGUUUUUAGGCAUCAUGUUUAGUUUGUGUUUGAAAGGAUCUUUGUUAUAAAAUGAAGGGUGCAGCUCUUCUGUUCCCGGUAGAUCUGGCCUGCUUUCUAACAUCUUUCUGUGAGUGUGAGUGUGUGUGUUGGGAGGGAGCAUGGUUUGGGAGCAACCUCCUGCCCAGCCAGUAGAGAGCACUGUGUUCUGCCUUCUGUUGACGCCACAUCUCUGCCCGUUAUCUGUUUGCUCUCCUCUGUUCUUCCCCCGCUGCAGUAAAUCAAUGGCACACCUGUUCUCCCAGCCUCCCGGUCUCAUUGGUUCCUCCCUCGUGGAUACAAAAUAAUGAAUAGGCCUGUUUUACUAUUCUUUAUUUUAGUUGGUGGUGGUUAUAAUAAAGGAUUUAGACUGUGUUUUAAAGGUUUAUUUCUUUUUUUUAUUUGUUUCUCUAUUAAAGUGUUUUUAUUGAUA